AUGGAACAAACAUUCAAGUCAGACUCUACCUUACCAAACACUGAAGUUCCAGUUCCUAUUAAGGUAGGAACACAUCAUGAAAAACUAGAGAAAUUCAAUGGAGAUGACUUUAAAAGGUGGCAACAAAAUAUGUUAUUUUAUCUCACCACCCUCAGCCUUGUUCAUGUCCUAAAGAAGGAAUGCCCCAAAGCACCAGAACAUCCAACAAAUGAGACAUUCAAUGUUAUAGAGGCCUGGAAGCAUUUAGACUUCUUAUACAGAAACUACAUUCUCAAUGACCUGGUUGACUCCCUUUACAACGUCUACUCUUCAUUCACUACAACAAGAGGGUUGUGGGAGACACUUGAGAAGAAGUACAAGACUGAAGAUGCUGGAACAAAGAAAUUCAUUGUUAGUAAGUUUUUAGAUUUCAAAAUGAUUGAUUCUAUUACUGUUAUUAAUCAAGUUGAAGAACUUCAAAUCCUCAUCAAUAAAAUCCAUGUUGAGGGAAUGAUGAUCAAUGAAGCAUUUCAAUUUGCUUCCAUCAUUGAAAAGUUAUCUCCUUCAUGGAAGGACUUUAAGAACUAUCUGAAACAUAAACGCAAGGAAUUUUUUAUGGAGGAUUUGAUAGUAAGGCUUAGGAUUGAAGCAUACAACAAAAAGAAUGCUAAAUUUGUUGGCAAGUCAUUCAUGGAAGCCAAGGCCCAUAUUGUGGAAGGAGAGUGCUCCAAGAAGAGGAAACUUCUCUUCAACAAUUGA
This is a messenger RNA of Vitis riparia (riverbank grape), 738 nucleotides long. RefSeq lists its product as uncharacterized. The record is from RefSeq and is a predicted model, not a curated record. The coding region runs from base 1 to 738 and encodes 245 amino acids. The transcript has a single exon. Lineage: Eukaryota; Viridiplantae; Streptophyta; Magnoliopsida; Vitales; Vitaceae.